ACGGCCAGCUCGCACCCCUCCCGUCUCCUCUGUCGACAGCAGAUCCUCCUCCAGCCUCUUUAAACUGCUUUCACCGCCACACAGACGACAUUUCGGGGGUUUGGUCUGUAGCUCUCCGUCCUCGAACCCCUCAUAUCUGCGUGUGUGUUUCUGAGGAUAUUUCUUUUUCUGUCGGAGCGUUUGGAGCCAAAACCGAACACAGACGGAGCUGUGUUUUAGGCUACUUCAGUGGGCGGAUAAAGCGGAGGAGGGCAUCCGGGCCUGGCAGCUCCGGAGAGUCGGCUUGAAACGACGGAAUUCACCAUUUUCAGGCUGUGCACCGCCCUGCUAUGGAGAAGAUGAAGAGGAUCAAGAAGCGUCUGUCGUUAACACUCCGCUCCAGUCAGACCAUCGACGAGUCCCUGUCUGAACUGGCCGAGCAGAUGACCAUCGAGGACGGCGGCACCAAGGACAAUGAGCCCUUCAUGAGGAAUGGCCGCCCCCCUACCUCCCACAGCAUGCACUCCUUCCUGCACCAGUACACCGGCUCCUUCAAGAAGCCCCCGCUCCGCCGGCCGCACAGCGUCAUCGGCGGCACCCUGGGGUCCUUCAUGGCAAUGCCACGUAAUGGCAGCCGUCUGGACAUUGUACAUGAGAACUUGAAGAUGGGAUCAGACGGGGAGAGCGACCAGGCAUCAGGAACAUCAUCAGAUGAGGUCCAGUCUCCUACUGGCGUCUGUCUGAGGAACCGAGUCCACCGGCGGAUCUCCAUGGAGGACCUCAACAAGCGUCUGUCGCUGCCAGCUGACAUCCGAAUUCCCGACGGUUACCUGGAAAAGCUGCAGCUCAGCAGCCCACCCUUCGACCAGCCGCUCAGCCGACGCUCCCGUCGAGCUUCCCUGUCGGAGAUUGGUUUUGGGAAGUUGGAGACGUACAUUAAGCUGGACAAGCUGGGAGAGGGAACCUACGCCACAGUAUUCAAAGGACGCAGUAAGCUCACGGACAACCUGGUGGCAUUGAAGGAAAUCAGGUUGGAGCACGAAGAGGGAGCACCAUGCACAGCCAUCAGAGAAGUGUCGUUACUGAAGGACCUCAAACAUGCUAACAUCGUGACGCUACACGACAUUGUUCACACUGACAAGAGCCUCACGCUCGUCUUUGAGUACCUGGAUAAGGAUCUGAAGCAGUACAUGGAUGACUGUGGAAACAUAAUGAGCAUGCACAAUGUGAAGAUCUUCCUGUUCCAGAUAUUGCGAGGCCUGUCAUAUUGUCAUAAGAGGAAAGUUCUGCACAGAGACCUGAAGCCUCAGAACCUCCUUAUCAAUGAGAGAGGAGAACUCAAACUGGCUGAUUUUGGUCUGGCGAGGGCCAAGUCUGUCCCAACUAAAACCUACUCCAACGAGGUGGUGACUCUUUGGUACCGGCCUCCUGAUGUUCUGCUGGGAUCCUCUGAGUAUUCAACACAGAUCGACAUGUGGGGCGUUGGUUGUAUUUUCUAUGAGAUGGCUGCAGGUCGGCCGCUGUUCCCUGGCUCCACCGUGGAGGACGAGCUCCACCUCAUCUUCAGGUUACUGGGCACACCCACAGAGGAGAACUGGCCGGGCAUCUCCUCCAUCGAAGAGUUCAAAUCCUACAACUUCCCCAAAUAUAAACCGCAGCCGUUAAUCAACCACGCUCCCAGGCUGGACAGCGAAGGCAUCGAGCUGCUGCUGGCUUUCCUAAGAUAUGAAUCCAAGAAGAGGAUUUCAGCUGAUGAGGCGAUGAAGCAUUCCUACUUCAGGCAGCUCGGAAUGAGAGUCCACUCAAUGCCUGAGAGUAUAUCAAUAUUCACAUUAAAAGAAGUGCAGCUGCAGAAAGACCCUGGCUACAGGAACUCCUCGUACCCAGAGUCAGGUAACGGCAAGAUCAACAGGAGGCAGAGCAUGCUCUUCUAAUGUUCAGUGACGAGAAUGGUCGACUGCCCAACUUCAUCAUCACUUCCCACCAACCUCUCUCGCAUGAGCCCACCUCCCUUCAGAGUGACCCUCCCCCCCUUACCUGCACACACACACAUCAACACGCGCACACACCCCUCUGAGCAAGUGACUCUGGGUUGAAUCUAUUUGGAGACUGUGUUUAUUUAUUGGGGGGGUGGUGGGGUGAGGUUGAAUUUUUUGCUGCUAAACUACUACUGUCUGUAUUUAACACACCGUGUGUGUGCGUGUACAUGUGUGUGCGUGCGUGUGCGUACAUGAUGUGAACUCGAGAUGCCAUGCACAGUUGAGCAGUCAGUAAGGUUACUGUUUGUUUUUCCUCUGACUAUGAUUCUCUGGCUUCGUUUGAGUUAGAAUUCCACUGAUGUUGAUGUCGACGCUGUGAUCCAAGUUGUUGUUCUUGUUGUCAUGCUUGGAGAUCGAACGCUUCACUUUCUUCAGAUUUUUUUUUUAUAAAUAUGUAUAUCUAUAUACAGUAUAUAUAUAUUUGGAGUUUAUGUUUUGUUUUUCUUCGAGCUUCCGUGACUGAACUCCACAGCAUUUCUGGGUUUAGAAAGACUGGGACAGCUAGAUGGUCUUGGUUGGGGAGAAGUGGUUCCUCUGGAUUUCCAAUUGUCAUUUUUCCUAAACAUUUCAGACAGACUCUCCUUUCAGAGGUCCUGCUUUCCUCAGGAGGUUACACUGAGGGUCAUACAGCAGGACUGUCAAUGGACUGUCAAUGGACUCUGAUAGUUUUAAGCUGAGGGUAAAAAAGCACAAACAGAGUCCAAUCAAACUGGGAGAACAUAAAGCCAACUUGCGGUUCUUUUGUUCUUUUCAACCACUCUGGCUCAGCAACAAGACCAAACCUGAGGUGGAGGCAAACAGUUGGGAAGACAAACGGAAAGCACGGAUGAAAGAGGAGGAAUACUGGAGCUGAACAGGAAGUCAUGUGAUGUCCCACAGGAAGCCAGCAAGCCUUCCGUAAAACCCCUCACAAAACUGCCAGGACUUCAGUGCUUUUUUUUUUUUUUUUUUUUUUAAAGAAAAUGCAAACUACACUUUCUCGCUCUCGUGUCCAUUUGGAGAUCUCACUGCAGUAACUCUUUGUUUUUAACUUGCACUUCAGUGUGUUGUUUUGGAAUCAGGGACCCGGGCCACAGCAAGGCCGAGUUUACCCAACAGUAUUAAGAUGUGUACUCUGUAUCUGUGACCUUUGACCUCUCCUUGUGAAACAACGGUGUCAUUGUGGCAUGUUUUUCGGAGGGGGUUGGUGGGGUGGGAUAGCGGGGAUCGGGGUGGGAUGUUCAAAAGCAAAAUGGUUGUUUUCCACUUGGCGUCGGACCACUGCUCUCUCCAGCAUUUGUACACAAGAAAGAAAAAAAAGAUUUCAAAUUGAAAUUUUAGAUUUAACUGCCCGCUGUGUUGUUUGCAACUGACAGUGAUGCUACAGAUGCAGCCGGGUGAGAAGUCUCACUUUUGACUGCAUGUUUACUGAAGCUAAUGGAAGGAAAUCUCUCCAGAUCAUUUAAACAGUGUUACAGUGGUGUGCCUUGCAUUCCUGGUUUGAUUUAGUUGCAUCUGUGUUUUUCUUAUUUGUGUGGACCAACAAGGUGUAGUCACAUAUUGUCAAGGUAUGUCCAGCAGCUAUGUGGUGGGAAAAUGUGUUUCAUUUAGGAAAUGCUGCUCGAUAAAUAAAAAGCCAUAGUUAGCAGAUAGUUUGCUUAGCACCUCUAAAGCUCACGUAUUGUGGCUAGCCCAUUGUGUCUUGCUUGUUUACUCUCAAGAUGCAGUAUUUUGGAGAGGGUUAUGUAUUAGGUUCUUUCUUGGCUAGGUGCAGUGACUCCCAUGUGGCAUAUAACCCUCUGCAGAACCACAACUUGGCAUUUUUACACUUUGGCUUUUGUACAAACAAGAUGUCACAUGUGAAUUAGCUAGCAUUUUGUAGGCAGAUUUAUCUUUUUUUAAACUGAAUCAAGCCAGCUGUUUCCCCAUUUCCAGUUUUUAUGCUAAGCUUACCUAAGAUAACCUGCUGCUGGCUCCAGAUUCAUAUUUAAUGGACAUAUAUGAGAGUGGCAUCAAUCUUCUUGUUUAUCUUUUGGUGAGAAAGUGAAUAAGCAUAUUUCUGAAGAUGUCAAGCUAUUCCUUUGAAAGAUUAGUGGUAAACAUUGAGGGAAAGACCAAGUCCUACAUUCACUGCAGCAAGAAAAUAUAUUUUAAAUAUAGGACUGAGUGCAGUGCUUUAGCUUCUUCACUAAAUAACACCAGGGAUGCAUCGGACAUCAUAGGUUGAACAUGUAAGAGUGUGAGAAGAUCUGAGGGGGUUUUCUGUUAUUGCAGCUCAACAUCUACAUGAAAAUUUCAAACUUAUUUUGUGAGAUUUAAAGGAUUUAUCCGAGCAACACCACUAGAGUUCUCUAAUUUGGUAGAACAUACUAGAAAAGUGCUGGAGGCACUACGAAUGCUCGAUAAAGUCAUUAAUAACUGAGAUUAUUAAUGUAAUAAUAACUUUAACACAGUUUGCAGCUAAGAGUGUAAUAGUUGUGUAAACAUACUAUAUUUCCCAUCAUUUCAGUAGUUUGUUAAAUUGAUGAAAAUUACUUUCAGAAGCUCAAUAAAUGAGCUCAUAAAUUAAAGGUCAACACAACAGAAAGUUGGAAGAUACUGGAAGUGGUUUGCAUUUCAAGUCAUAUUAAUGGUAUAGUUUUUCCCUAGCUAGGUUUAAAAUGAGGAGACAUUUUUCCUCCCCUCAUGUUGUAUUACAUAUGCUGUAUCUGCAUGUUUGGAUACUUCACUUUAAAAAACAAAAGAGGAAAGUUUCCCUGUAAUCAGACAUAAGAAUUCAAGAUUGUUACACUAUUAGCUGCAAUCUGUGUUUUUGCUAAUAGGACUUUUUGUACAUGAACAGCAGUGACAUGCAUGAAAGGAGAUUUCUACAAUGGCUAAAUAUUUAUCAUUGUAAAACUGUACUUUUUCAAAUGUAUGAAUGACCUGAAUUUAUGUGAACAUGUCUGAACGCGUGUGUAAGUAUGUGUGUGUGUGCCUGAUGCAUGGAAGGCCUGCUGUGUUGUGAACACGACCUCUCUGAAACACUGAGCUGCCGAUGAACAGUUGGUGUGUGACUCUUUUUACUGGAACUAUUUAUUUCUCAUAACCAUCGAAAGUAAAUUUAAUCUGUUUCAUAAA
This is a messenger RNA of Lates calcarifer (barramundi perch), 5117 nucleotides long. It is a transcript of the gene cdk17, whose product is annotated as cyclin-dependent kinase 17. Gene Ontology annotation, cellular component: nucleus; cytoplasm. The record is from RefSeq and is a predicted model, not a curated record. The coding region runs from base 330 to 1913 and encodes 527 amino acids. Gene Ontology annotation, biological process: protein phosphorylation. NCBI's taxonomy places the organism in Eukaryota, Metazoa, Chordata, Actinopteri, Centropomidae. The transcript is spliced from 17 exons. Gene Ontology annotation, molecular function: protein kinase activity; ATP binding.